Tremella mesenterica DSM 1558 is the source of this 1257-nucleotide messenger RNA. RefSeq lists its product as uncharacterized. The record is from RefSeq and is a predicted model, not a curated record. NCBI's taxonomy places the organism in Eukaryota, Fungi, Basidiomycota, Tremellomycetes, Tremellales, Tremellaceae. Bases 1 to 1257 code for a protein of 418 amino acids. The transcript is spliced from 4 exons.
AUGGAAGGUGGUAGAUCAAGUCUGAAUGCAAGGGGAGAUGAUGUGGCUUCAAUGAUUUUGAAGGUUCAGGACCCCAACCUCGUCUCUAUCUUCAUCAAUGUCAAGAAUCGAGUGUCAAACUGGUCACUAUUCCUCAUGAACAAGCAGUACGAUAAAGCAACCUCUGGCAAAAUCGAUAAUGAUGACGAGAGCAACAUGUAUUCGACAUCAGUGGGCCUCCCUUCUGCUCGGCACAUAAAAGAAGUACUUGAAAAUGAUGGUACCAUUGCUCUCUCUCCUCUCCAUCGUCAUUGGCGUCUUCUCAACCCCUACACCUGGCCAGACACGAUCAAACAGGCCACUGCGAAAGUCAGUGGAGAUAUUAGUGGGGUUCAUCCACUGCUAGGGCCUGAGUGGGAUGUGGAUAACGAUACGAAUCGAAUUCGAGACCCCCACCUGCGAAGAAACAAGCUUGCUUUAUCCAGGAAGAACAAUCAGAAUCCCCCUGUCCCCUCUAUCACUCAGAUCGACUUAACGAAGGAUAAUGACGAUGAUGACGACCUGUUACCUGUCGAAAACCCCUUCUUUUCACCUCCUUCUCCUACUCUUCCUCCUUCGCCUAAAAGAGGCGUAAAAUCGAACCCCUCACAAAUGUCUAAUGAUGUCUCUCACACCGGCCGUCUCCACACUCAGUCAGAGAAAUUCAUUGGUAUCAAGAAAAAGGCGAAUCGUCCCUGUCCCCUGUGUGGUUCAAGAAGUCAUGGUCCUAAGAAGUGUAAAAGGGCUAAUGAACAUCGAGAGAGGGAUCCUGAGGCCUAUGAUCGCGAGGUAAAGGCGUAUGAUGCUGGAGAAACGACCUGGACAGAGGGAUCGGUGUUGGGAACCAAUGCUGCUCUGGAGAAGAGACUAGCAGAGCUUCAGGAGACGGUUGCUGGCCUGACUAAGAGUAUCCAGGAGGACAGAGAUAAAAGGGAGAAGGAAAAUCGGCCUGUAGUGGUGAGGACAGAGGACAGGAUGGUGAGGAGACAGGAUGUGAUGGCCGGGACAGGUUAUCUGGAGACACCAGGAAACGGCCAAUAUCCACCGAAUAGAAGAGUGAGCAGAGCUCGCGGCGUUAUUGAAACCCCGAUCAGUGGCGAGUUCAUGUCCGUCGCGUGGUCGGCGUUACUGAAAUUCCGAUGGUGGUGCCCGGACGAGACUAGGGUGGUGCCCGGAGUGGACGUCGGAUACCAAGUGGUCCUCCUCUUCUUGACCGAUGCUUUCUGUCAUGACGACUAG